Molecule: messenger RNA, 570 nt
Organism: Gastrolobium bilobum
Lineage: Eukaryota; Viridiplantae; Streptophyta; Magnoliopsida; Fabales; Fabaceae
Product: 14 kDa zinc-binding protein-like
Exons: 4
Coding region: 1-294 (97 amino acids)
Biological process (GO): purine ribonucleotide metabolic process; sulfur compound metabolic process
Cellular component (GO): cytoplasm
Molecular function (GO): adenylylsulfatase activity
Source: RefSeq, a predicted model, not a curated record
AUGGCCGCCAAAAAGAAGGUGCUUGCCUUUAGGGACAUAACUCCUCAAGCUCCUACACACAUUCUUAUCAUCCCUAAAGUCAAAGACGGGUUAACUGGUCUAUCCAAGGCUGAGGAGAGGCACUUUGAGAUUCUUGGGCGUCUUCUUUACACUGCUAAGCUGAUUGCAAAGCAAGAAGGUCUUGAUGAUGGCUUCAGGAUUGUAAUUAAUGAUGGGCCAAAGGGAUGCCAAUCAGUUUACCACAUUCACGUGCACCUCCUUGGGGGAAGACAGAUGAACUGGCCACCAGGCUAAAAUGUUGGAAAGGAUUCACAGAGAUUCCUGGGGCAGUAAUACUCUCUGGUUGUGUUAUCUUUCAAUAAUGGUUUAAGACAACUAAUAAGUUGCUACACUUUACUUGAAGGGACUAUGAUUAAGUUAGAUAAUCAGUAUUGAAUAUGUUUGAUAUGUUCUGUUGAAUUUAGACUAAAACUAAAUUCCAAAGUCCUUUUCUAGAUUCUGAUUGUUGAUGGCAUUCCAUUAUACUUUAGUGUAAUGCUGCACUAAUAUUAGGGGCAUCAAUGCUUGUGG